CGAAAUAAACAAACUUGAUAACAGAGAUCUAUAUAAGAGCUUUUGUAAGCUAUAGCUGUAUAGAACUCUAAUGCGAUUUAAUUAUUGAAGAUAAAUGUAUUAAAACGUGUACAAGAAGAAAGAUGGGAAGAUUUUUUAUUGCAGCAAUUAUACUAGUUGUAUAUGCUUCAACUACGUACGCUUACCGUUAUGUUGGAUGUUACGAAGAUAAUAGCGAGAGAAUAUUGGGAAGAAAUUUUUCUUCAGAUGACUGCAUGACUGUGGAAAAAUGCGUGCAAACUUGCAGUUACGAGGGCGCCAACUUUGGUGGUGUUCAGUAUGCGCACCAAUGUUUCUGCGGUGCACGACUAAAAAGAGGUUACAAAAAACUUGCUGACAGUGCAUGUUCUACUAACUGUGCUGGAGAUUCCAGCCAAAAGUGUGGUGGAGGAUGGAAGAUAUCCGUGUAUGCAACAAACAACUAUCUUGGUUGUUUUGUUGAUAACCCUGGCAGAAUUCUUGAAGGUCCAAGCACCAAUAGUAGCCAAAUGACGACUAAGACCUGUCUCAAGUUCUGCAAGAAAGCUGGAAAAAGAUUUGCUUUAACACAGGUCGAUUGUGAAGGAAGUUCUACAACUUAUAUUAAUCACUCUCGACACCUCAUUCCUGAUGGAAUCCAUCACCACGAGGGCAUGAGAGAAGAGGCCAGUUUCUGCCCUUUUAAUGCUGAGCGCCAAGCAAGGGAGCCACUGUACUCCAGAUACUGUUUUUGUGGAAAUAAAGUAAGCGAAUACAAACAGAAAGCUGACAGUGAGUGUAAUUUUACCUGUGCCGGUGCAAAAAGUGAAAAAUGUGGAGGUGCUUGGAGGGGGUCAUUGUAUGUUGUAUAAUAAAACAACCAAGAAGAAGCUGGUACCAGAACAUAUGUGCCUUAAGCUAUUAAACUGUAUUCUGUCAUUUGAAAAAAGAACGCUUAAAACAUAAUCUAUGAAAAUAAUUGAAUGAAUCCUAUGUUGUGAUUUCUAUAAAUUCUUAUCAUCAUAAUACAUCGUUGAAGCGUA
This is a messenger RNA of Mercenaria mercenaria, 1040 nucleotides long. RefSeq lists its product as uncharacterized. Gene Ontology annotation, cellular component: plasma membrane. The transcript is spliced from 7 exons. The record is from RefSeq and is a predicted model, not a curated record. The coding region runs from base 123 to 869 and encodes 248 amino acids. Lineage: Eukaryota; Metazoa; Mollusca; Bivalvia; Venerida; Veneridae.